CUAUUUGUAAAGUCUUGAAAUAUAUAAGUUCUUCUUCUUCUUCGGCUGCUGUCUUUUGGACUCUCUGCUUUAACCCAGAAAAAUGGAUUCUUCAUGCCUUGUUGUGUUGUCUCUAAAGCUAAUUCCUUUCUUCAAUCCUCUCAAAGCAUGUUCCUAUUCUCCUCCGCACCGUGUCUCCUCCUACUACUCCCGCCGCUUCUACUCCCCGGCCACCGUUAACGUCGCCAAGAAAACCUCACAGAGCAUUCCUUCAGAAUUCGAUGACAGAAUCAACGGCUCUCUCUCUCCCGACUCCGAUUCACGCUUCCUCGACCGUCAAAAGGCUUUAGAGGCAGCAAUGAAUGACAUUAACGGUUCUUUUGGUAAAGGAAGUGUAACAAGGUUGGGGAGUGCUGGUGGAGCUUUAGUGGAGACUUUUCCGAGUGGUGUAUUGACGCUUGAUCUUGCCUUAGGUGGAGGCCUGCCAAAGGGUCGAGUAGUCGAGAUAUAUGGACCAGAAAGUAGUGGCAAGACCACACUAGCACUCCAUGCAAUUUCUGAAGUGCAGAAGCUUGGAGGCAAUGCGAUGCUUGUUGAUGCAGAGCAUGCCUUUGAUCCAUCAUACUCUAAAGCAUUAGGUGUUGAUGUUGAAAAUCUCAUAGUGUGUCAGCCAGACAAUGGCGAGAUGGCUUUAGAAAUUGCAGACCGUAUGUGUCGUUCUGGUGCAGUUGACCUUAUAUGUGUUGAUUCUGUCUCAGCACUUACUCCACGUGCCGAGAUUGAAGGUGAGAUUGGGAUGCAGCAAAUGGGGUUACAAGCUCGUCUUAUGAGUCAAGCUCUUCGUAAAAUGUCAGGAAACGCCUCUAAAGCUGGUUGUACUCUUAUUUUCCUAAACCAAAUUAGAUACAAGAUUGGUGUGUACUAUGGGAAUCCAGAGGUGACUAGCGGAGGAAUUGCGUUGAAGUUCUUUGCGUCGGUCCGGCUAGAGAUUCGUUCUGCAGGGAAGAUCAAAUCUAGCAAAGGGGAUGAAGAUAUUGGUCUUCGGGCUCGUGUAAGAGUGCAGAAGAGCAAGGUUUCAAGACCGUAUAAGCAAGCCGAGUUUGAGAUUAUGUUCGGGGAGGGAGUCAGUAAACUGGGAUGUGUUCUUGAUUGUGCUGAGAUUAUGGAGGUUGUGGUGAAGAAGGGUUCUUGGUACAGCUAUGAAGACCAAAGGCUCGGGCAAGGAAGAGAGAAAGCACUGCAGCAUUUAAGGGAGAACCCUUCUCUUCAAGACGAGAUUGAGAAGAGAGUGAGAUUGUUGAUGUUAGAUGGAGAAGUACAUCGAUCAACUCCUUUGUUUAGCAGCAGCAGCUCAUCCUCGGUUUCACGUGAUGAUGAAGAGGAAGAAGAAGACGCUCUUGACGAGUUCCAAUGACUGAGUUCUACACCAAAAUGUUCGAAUCAACAACACUCAUGUUCAUCUAAUCAUCUCUCAUUUUCAAGUAUCAUCUCCAAAUGAGUUCAGUCUAUAAAACUGUAUUCAACUUCUUGUUUUUGUACACCGAGAUCUCUGAAAGAUGGGUAUUACACAAACGCUACUAGAGUUCUUUAUAAAAUUCAAA
Brassica oleracea var. oleracea is the source of this 1580-nucleotide messenger RNA. Its product is annotated as DNA repair protein recA homolog 1, chloroplastic. Lineage: Eukaryota; Viridiplantae; Streptophyta; Magnoliopsida; Brassicales; Brassicaceae. Gene Ontology annotation, molecular function: ATP hydrolysis activity; ATP binding; ATP-dependent DNA damage sensor activity. The record is from RefSeq and is a predicted model, not a curated record. The transcript is spliced from 12 exons. Gene Ontology annotation, biological process: DNA repair. Bases 83 to 1393 code for a protein of 436 amino acids.